AUGAGCCACGCACGUAAACAUGUCACAAAUAAAUCCUUAAAUUCAUCACUUACUCUUGAACAAGAUCAAAGUAUAGUUAAAGUUGUUGAUAUUAGAGGCGGUAAUGUUAUCGAAGUGCAAUAUGCAAAUGAAUCUAAAGUUUUAGCAAUUUUACCACAAAAAUUCAAUAAAGUUCUUUGGAUCAAAAAAGGAAACUAUGCAAUUGUAGAUAAAGAAGAUGAAUCUUCAAAGCAAGUUAGAUGUGUUGUUUCUCAUAUCUUAUCUAAAGAAAAUAUUAAAGGUUUAGUUAAAUCAAAUGAAUGGCCUAAAGAAUUUGAAUUAGAAGAUAAAAAUCAAAGACAAAAUAAUAAUAUUGUCAAUAGACAAAUUUUAAUGAAUGAUGGUGAUAGUGACGAAGAUAAUUUUGAUGAUUUAGGUAUGGGUAAUCCAAAUCGUAAAAAAUAUGGUUAUGUAGAUAGUGAUGAAGAAGAAGUUUGUAGUGAUGAAGAAGAAGAAGAGGAAGAAGAAGAAAAUUAA
This is a messenger RNA of Dictyostelium purpureum, 516 nucleotides long. RefSeq lists its product as uncharacterized. The transcript is spliced from 2 exons. Bases 1 to 516 code for a protein of 171 amino acids. The record is from RefSeq and is a predicted model, not a curated record. Gene Ontology annotation, cellular component: nucleus. Gene Ontology annotation, biological process: translational initiation. Lineage: Eukaryota; Evosea; Eumycetozoa; Dictyosteliales; Dictyosteliaceae. Gene Ontology annotation, molecular function: RNA binding; translation initiation factor activity.